Molecule: messenger RNA, 700 nt
Organism: Phacochoerus africanus (Common warthog)
Lineage: Eukaryota; Metazoa; Chordata; Mammalia; Artiodactyla; Suidae
Gene: PRSS48
Product: serine protease 48
Exons: 4
Coding region: 1-498 (165 amino acids)
Biological process (GO): proteolysis
Molecular function (GO): serine-type endopeptidase activity
Source: RefSeq, a predicted model, not a curated record
AUGGGCCCUGCGGGCUGUGUCUUCCCACUGCUCCUUCUGCUGGGUGAGCCCCUGAGGGAUUACCCUACCAGACUCCAGGAAGCAGAAAUAUCCAUCAUUGAACACCUGGCUUGUGAAAAAAUCUACAACCCAGUUGGUAUCCUAUUGCCACAAACAAAGUGGGUCAUCCAGGAAAGCAUGAUUUGUGCUGGUGACCCUGCUAAGAAGAAGGAUACUUGCCAGGGUGAUUCUGGAGGGCCCCUGGCAUGUCAUAUUGAUGGUGUAUGGAUCCAGAUAGGAGUGUCAAGCUGGGGGAUAGAGUGUGCUGAUCUUUUUCCUGGAGUCUACACUAAUGUGACCUACUACCAAAAAUGGAUUAUCACCAUUAUCUCAAGAGCUGAGGUCUUGCGUGCCAACAAUCUGGACUUAUCUGACUUUGUGUUCCUUAUUAUACUGCUUUCUCUGGCUCUCCUGGGACCCUCCUGUGCCUCUGGGCGCCAUCUCUUACCAGGAGAGUAGGCGGAAUGGUGGGCUGGGAAGGGAAUGCAUGGAGAAUAAGCCCUAGGGGCGGAGAACUUACACCUAACGUCACAGGGAACUCUGGAUGAGUUCAGUAAGAUAAUUAGAAAUGAUUUUAUUUUUGAGGUUCUUGAUUCUAGAAGUAGGUUUUACUGGUUGGAAUGUAAACGGCUGAGAAAUAAGGAUGCCACUUUUGUGCAUG